Molecule: messenger RNA, 7665 nt
Organism: Copidosoma floridanum
Lineage: Eukaryota; Metazoa; Arthropoda; Insecta; Hymenoptera; Encyrtidae
Source: RefSeq, a predicted model, not a curated record
UCUGAUCGUCGUCGCCGUCGCGCUCGCCCACAGUGGAAUAUUAUUACGCCAAGUGUUUGAUCGUCUGCGUGUGUGCAGUGCUCUCGAGGAACAAGAAAAGUCGUACGUUCUUCCUUCGCGCUCGCUCGACGCGUUCACCCAUUUGUUUUGAUCGUAAGAGCGAAUCGAAGGAAUCAAGAAUACAAAUUAACGAUGGUGAUAACAACGUACGAGGAGGGCCGAGCGGCGCGUGAUAUCUGCGCGAGAGAGCGAGCACUGACCCGCUGAGAAGUACACGAGAGUUGUGAUCUCUGCAGCAAGUGCGCGGGGCCAAAGGGAGCAAGAGGGGAGCUCUGAGCUGAGUGCAUGCAGAAUUGAGUUGUGUAUUUUUAUAAUUAUAAAAAAAAAAAAAAAAAAAAAAAACAUGCAAGUACAUACGAUACACAUAUAUGUCGCGGGAGUACGGUGAAGUGUGUCUGUGUAUAUAAAAAGCUGUAGUGUGGAUAAGUUUGGGCUUUCUUUCGUGGCGGGGAAGAAAAACCAUAUAUUUCACAUGUACAGUGACGGUGUGUUUUUUUUUUUUUUUUUUUUACGUAUUGUUGUGAAAAGAGAUAUAAUACAGCAGACGGAAAAUUCUGAAGUAUAAAAAAAGGGAGUUGUACGUUAGAAGAAGAGGAGGAUCGUUGGCAGAUGGCGACAUAAACAGCGGUGCAUUAUGACAAACAGCGGUGCCAAAGGCUACGCACCUCUGCAGUCCAGAAGGCGCUCGCAGCGACUAUAGGUACUGCCAUUGGUGGUGACAAGGAUGUAGAUUUCGCACGUGUACUCGUGCCACCUACUUUUGGACGUCGCAUCAUACGUACACGGUGGUGUAACGCAAGACACACGGAGGUAGAGGCGAUGCCGAGGAGAAGAGCGCGCAGUCCAGGCGCUAGUGGACAUCGGCACCUGUUCCGCGGACGGUUAUCUUGAGGACAUUCCGCUCGUUGUCGUUCUUCCAUCGCGUAAAGUGACAAUUGUUUUUUUUUUUUCCCUCACCCACGCGAUACGGGAUAGAGGAUUUUCGGUGGCUUUUUUGUUGUUGUUUUUUUUUUUUUUUUCCUCAUCCGCAAAAGAACGCGCGCCUGAAGUUGCGGGUGGCGAUCGACGAGGUGAAUGGUUCGUAACAUGGCUUUUAUGAUGAAGAAGAAGAAGUAUAAAUUCUCGGUGGAGGUCGGCUUGGAGGAACUGACCGCAGUGCCGUUCGUCAGCGCCGUGCUCUUCGCCAAGCUCAGGCUGCUCGACGGCGGAUCCUUUGUCGAUCACUCCACGAGGGAGGAAGUGCAGGAGCACACGGUGAGAUGGAACGCCACGUUCAAGUUCCUCUGCAAAAUGAGUGCCAAUGCAUCGACGGGUGUACUCGACCCUUGUAUAUUAAGAAUAUCUGUUAGAAAGGAAUCCAAAGGAGGCAGGUCCUUCCAAAAGCUCGGUUUCACCGACCUGAACUUGGCCGAAUUCGCCGGAGCUGGUCUCUGCCGGAGGAGGUGUCUACUCGAGGGCUACGACGCGAGGCACCGCCAGGACAACUCCAUGCUCAGGGUCGCCAUCAAAAUGAACAUGCUCUCGGGCGACAUCCUCUUCAAAGUGCCGUCGCCGUCGCCGAAGCAGAUGCAGCUGACGGUGCCCGGCCCACCGGGGGUCGUGCCCGUGGUCGUGCCCGUCGAGACGGUGGACGACGACGAGGCGACCGCCGUAGGUCCCGACAGGUGCGCCAGCAACCGCGAGGACUACGUAUCCACGGGCUCGCUCGCCGGCAGCAUAGCCAGCACCAGCAGCGGCUUCGGCAGUCUUCCGAAAAAGAGGCCGGCCCUCUUUACCUCCGAAUUGCUGAGCGGCUCCGAGGCGUCGUGCGGGGACGCGAUGACGCUGAACGAGCUCCUCCCGAUGUCGUCGGGCUCCCUGUCGGCGGUGGCGACGACCCUCACGACCGCGUCGAGCAACGCGACGACGAACAACACGACGACGACGACGUCGAUGGCCGUGGCGAGCGUCGGCGAGCAACAGCCCCAGGGGCAAGUGUCGCAGGAGGCCGGCCACGCGGAGUCCGGGCACUCGCGCAACAGCAGCAACACGAGCCAGCUGAGCAAGGGCUCGGGCUACGGUAGCCUCAACUCGCACAGCCAACACAGCCGGCAGAGCAGCAGCGGCGGGGACAGCGGACACAUCAGGUCGCCCUCUUGGCCGGUAUGGGCGCCGCGUCUGCCGAGCCUCUCAAACCAGCCGGACACCCCGAACGGGGCCACCAGCAACACCGCGAGCACCACCAACGGCACCAGUGGCGGGGGCAACGCGGGCGCACCCCCGUCCUGCUCCAAACUACUCGAGGUCCCCGACACCAGGGCCAUCAUCAACGAGGACACCCAUAAUCUGACCCUCUCCCCACCCUCGCCCCUCAGCCUCGUGGUACCCCGCUCGCGUUUCGGCUCCACGGGCACCCCGACCUCCUCCUCCUCCUCCUCCUCCUCCCUCUUGCGAUCGAAGCUCUCGUCCUCUCUCGCGCUCUCCCACACUCCCAACCAGCGCAACGGCCUCACCCCGACAAAGAGCCCCGAGUUUCGAGUGCCCUUCAACCACCACCACCACCACCACCACAGCAACAACAACAACGAUAAUCACGUCAACAAGAAGACCAGCGGUGGCAGUGUUGUUACUACCAACAACCAAAACAACAACAACAAUAACCACAAUAACAACAACAACAACAACAACAACCACAACAACAACAGCAGCAGGACGCUGUUGGGGUAUGGUAGGCGGGUGACCGUGUCCUCGAAGACGUACGACUGCAUCGAGUUGGCCGGCAAGUCGAGCAGUCCCGUGAUGCUGAGGCUGGCCGAGCAGGCACGGGCCGUGUCGUCGCCCGAUCCCCUGCACGGGCCGUCCUACAUUGCCACAGCCGCCCCGACGGCUCAGUCGUACUGCAGCAGGGGCGUCCCUGGCAGCGGACACCGUAGCAAAUUACUGCUGGAUGGUUGCGGCGCGGGUGGGAUGAAGCUCGCGGCAGUCGCCACGAGUUCGGAUCCCGAGGAGUCCUCCUCUACCACGCUGAUCGUGCCCGAGCUGCUCACCACGGCCUCCCAGCACCGAAACAGCGUCUCCCCACCGAACACGUCGGGUGGCUCGGGUCUGAGUGAAACCGGCUCGCUGGACAGGGCCAAGGCGGCGCUGGAGCGGAGAAAGAAGGCCGGCGAGGACAACGCGGUCAACCCCGGGCUGUGCAGGGUCGAGGUCACCAGGGUCAACCCGGACUCGCUCAUCGACGAACUCAUCAAAGCGACGAAUCUCGAGCAAUCGGUCCUCGAGAGCUCGGAGACCACGGGCUUGCAGCUGUUCAUCGCGAAGGACGGCACGACGGCGCUGGGCUCGCACGACGUCAAAUCCCAGAUGUCGGCGGGCGUGUUCAAACAGGUGGUUAUGGAGGAGCAGAGCAGGUAACAGCAGCACCAGCAGCACCACUCCGAGGCAGCCCCGACGGAGCAGCCUCGAGUGCCGUUGCGUCGACACGGCCACCAGCGCCAGUCCGUCGCCUUCUGCACCAGCACCAACUUCGGCCUGGCCCUCGUGCCCGAGUUAAGCAGCUGCGACCUCCGUGACUCCGAAGACCACGAGCUCCUCACCAGCUUGUGAGGUUUUUCGCUACUGAUGCGCAUUUGCGAUCUGCAAGCUCAAUUCUAUCGGUUGCUUUUUUUUUCUUCUGUAUUGUACCAUGUGCUUGGACGAAGCGCCAGUGCGGCCGAAUCGACGUUUCCGACAAAGAAAAGAAAUCCGACGAUUUGACGAAUCGAUGGGAGACGGUUUUGCGGAUCGCGUGUGUUACUUUUUCGUCAAUGAGCGAGAGGUUGCGUUGGCACGUCCUUGAAUUAACGACAUUGUUAAUCGAACCGAUUUUUUUUUUUUUUAUCUUUGAAAAUAAAGAGCCGAAUUUUUCAUUGUUCCUUGUGAUCAAGGGGUCAGAUAACCCAAUCGGAGCCCGGCUGGUGGAAAACAAAAAAUUUGUCGGUGAUUGCUUUGUCAAUUCGUUACUCGUCGAUAUGUUUUUAACGCGCGUAUUAUAACGUAUAAGUGCGAGUAUGCGUGUGAAAGAAAAUUCGAAUCAUUUUCAUGUGUAGGAAAAAACAGGCUGGUAAGGACUUCAAAUGAAGGUGAGAAAAAGGUAUGAGGAAUAACAAACGAAUGGAUAAUCUCUAAGUGUGGAUAAAGUAAAAGCUCAAUGUAGGCGAAAAAGAAAAAAAAAAAAUUGACGCAUACUCAAUUUUCACGGUAUGGGGUGUGUGUAACCCAUGUUUUCCGAAAUUAAGAUAAAAGAAAAUGAAGCUUGGGAUUUUGGUUCGGCGAAGUGGAGCGUUAGUCAGUGGAAAAAAUGAAAUAAACUAAAAUCGAGUUCAGAGGGAAGAGGCAGGUGUGUAAAUAAGCGCUAAACUGUGUAUAUUAUAAUAAAAACGAUGGAAGAAAAAAAAAAGAAAAAAAAAACAGAUGCGAAGAAAAGACGCGAGCUUUUUUGCUUUAGGUGCGACGAAAUCUUAUGAAUUUUGACUUACGUCGACGCUCGUUGUGUAGGAAAAACGUGAUCAUUUUUCAAUUCGUUGCGCUCUGUUAGCCUCUUUUUUUUCUUUGCUAUUUUUAUUGUAUAUUUAAAACCGACGUUUUUGAGUAUUGAUUACUUUGUCUCUUCAGGUUUAUUCAACAGUAUUAAGUUCAUGAUUUCUUUUCUUUGUCUUUUUGUCAUUCCUUUAAAAAAAUAUUUUUACUGCUUUCAAAAUUGUUUUCUAUUUAUUAUUAUUCAUUUUUUUCCAUCAGCAAGUACUCCCAAAAGACAUAUUUGACGUAUCCAAUGAUAAAAGUUGACUGGUCAUUGAACUUUUUUUUCUCUCGAUAAGAUUGCUGGGAAACAUUUUUCAGUUGUUUCGGUAAUUUAUCGUGCGAAAACAAAUGAUAACAUUUGUUAAAAUAUGCAAAUUGAGAAUGUUUCAAUAAAUUUUCCUUUUUUAUCGAAAAAGAACUGAUUUUAAGCGCAAUUAACUUUGAAAAUUAGUUUUUUUUUUCAAACGAGUAACAAUUAGUUAUUUUUUCGAAAUAUCCAAGAUUUGUAUAAUUAAGGGUUUUAAUAUUCGUACUUUGUAAGUUUUACUGUUGAAUACAUUGUUCAAGCCAAUCUCAUUUUCCGCAGUACAUCCCUUUAUCGAUUUCCUGUGAUUCUCAUUAACAUUGAUUUCAAUAUCUUUCUUAAUUUACAAAUUUUUUUCUCUCAAACGAUCAGAGUAUUGCAUUGUACAGUAACAAUAAGACAAUGUGCUUUCGUGUACUGAUCCAAAGAAAAUUUAUUGCUGUUCGAAACAAGUUUCAAAUGGUCGGUUAGUGCGAAGCUGCGAAUAUUAUUAUAAAAAAUUGUAAAUAUAGCAUAGUACUUGUUAUAUAUAGUUAAGUGGCUGGUGUUGUAUACAUUUUUUUUCAUAAGUAAAUUUAAAAAGAAAACGCGUAUUCCUUUGUUUGUAUGACGUGCAGAUUUUAUCUGCGAGAAGUUAAAAAAAAAAUAAAUAAAAAAAUGAUUGCGAUUAUUUGUGUAUGUUGAAACGACAGCGUGUAUGGUUGUAAAAACGUAAUAAGGAACUUGUGAUUAUUUCCGUUUGUCUCAAAGUGGACGGCAUUUUGGGUAAAUGAUAUUUGCUAAGUAAUGAAUCGCUAAAGUAAUUCAAACAAACAACAAAAGAUGAUAACAAUAAUAUGUGAAAAAAUUUAAUGAGUUCAUAAUAUAUGCAUAUUCCGAUCACUUCCAAACAAAUAUCGAGUGUACCGACGUAAAGAGACUCGUUUCAUAAUUUACUUUUUUAAUAAUUUGACACCGAAAAGUUCCGCAAAAUAAAAGGGUACAUUGAGAACCUGCCUUUUAUCAAAAAAAAAUACAUAUACUGAUUGAAUAAUUUUAUUUACGCUUUUUACGCGAGGAAUCAGACAUGGCGACAAGGCAAUAUUUUUCAACAUCAAAUUGGAAUUUUUCGUAUUCCAUUUGUCCUGAAAUUGUUUAGCUCGAGUAACUACAAACAAUGUGAUGCUCACUCGGUAUGUUUAAAACACUGACUUUAUAUUAAUCAAAUCAAGAAAGUAUUGAAUUUUGCGGUAAGUAAGUAAAUGUGAAUGUAGUUUUGACACUUGAAACUCCCAGGCCGCACGUCAACGAAAUCGAAAUACUGCCAAUUUACUUAGGAAAUACAGUAUAUUUUUUUUUGUUUAAUGUUUUGCAGGCACUUUUUGAACAAGCUAUUGUAGAGAGAAUAUACAUGUUUAAACAAAGUAAUUAAAAAACUGAUUUUAAUAGUGAUAUCAAUUUACUACAAUUUCAGCGUAUGUAGAUUCGGAUAAAAACGGGCAUCUGAUUUUUUUGUAGUUUAAAUAAUGAAUUAUAGGAUUUGCUAAAGAUUUUUUUUUUUCAAUUAAAAAAAACAUAGGUAUCUCAAGUGCUCGUUUUUGUAUGCAUCAAACAACUAAAUCAUUCCAUUACGCAAUAGUUUGUCCACACUUGCAAAAAAAAGUUCACAUAUAAAUGAGGAUCCAAUGUAAUUCAUGGUAAAUUUAACGAUAAUAACCAUCUGCGUAUCAGCACUCCCUAAGAAGUGAUGGAAAAAAAAAUCAAGUCACUAAUAGUAAAGUAUAAGUUUUAUAAAAAACGGAUAGUGUUUUUAAAAUUGGUGGUGUACUUUUAUUUGUAGCUUUUACAGACAAUCUUAAGGUGCACAGUUAUUAUAGAAAAAAAAUGUAUAUUUCCUUUCGAUUAGUAUAUUUGUAAAUAUGAGUUGAUGAAUAAUUCUUUUUUAUAAUUUAUUAAAAAAUACGCAGGUAAAAGAUUCCAAUGAUGGGCUGCCAAUUGCCUAUUUGGUAACUUUUUCCUUGUAAAAUUAUAUUAUUGAGCGAGCGUAAAGCGGCUAUUAAUCUUUUUGUACAAUACCUUGAAAGGAUACAUUAAAAUGGAGGGAUCGUGUGCUCGAUGUUGGUGUACAUGAUUUUAUGUUUUACUUUCUCUUGUUGUGUAAAAUUGUAGCGCGCCAUAUAAGAGAACAUAAAAUGAAUAAAUAAAAUAAAAUAGCUGAACUUCCUUGACGAAUAAAGAGCUGUCCAAUCGCGACUACCCUCUAAAACCAAGAGAAAAGUCUGAUAGGAUUUUACGAAAAGUAUAAAAAAAAGUAAACAAAACAAAAGUGUAUAAAAUGAAAUAUUCUAUGAAGAAAAACCUCCACAUUGACUUUUGCUUUCAAAUGUAAAUUUGUAUAUUUUUAUAUAUUAUUUUCUAUGAUUUAACAUCAGGCUUUUUUGUACAUAUGGUGGAAAGAAAAAAAAAUUGAUAUGGAAGGAAAUGGUAAUUAUCGAUACAGCAUAAAUUAAGCAAAUUUCAGAUAUCAAUUUUGUGAUAUUUUACAUCAUAAUAUGUAUUCGUUAUUUCCUGUGUCAACGAUAAUAACGAUUGUAUUUUUAUUUAGUACGAAAACGACGUAAAAAGCAAAAAUUACGUGCGAUUUUGCGUCUAAGUAACUUGACAAGCAAAACUUGAACGGUUACGUUUUGUCUGAUUCGCCCUUAUUGACCGUUCCUCUUUAUCGAACUUAUGUGGAAAAAGAUGCGAACUUCCAUGUGCUAAUAAAACAUUUUAAAAAUCAA